Molecule: messenger RNA, 3942 nt
Organism: Brassica napus (rape)
Lineage: Eukaryota; Viridiplantae; Streptophyta; Magnoliopsida; Brassicales; Brassicaceae
Product: pentatricopeptide repeat-containing protein At5g59600-like
Exons: 3
Coding region: 121-1725 (534 amino acids)
Biological process (GO): RNA modification
Molecular function (GO): RNA binding; protein binding
Source: RefSeq, a predicted model, not a curated record
ACCGUAUAACUCUGUUCUUCUCUGUCCGAUAAACUCUCUGAUUUCUUUUUUUACUUCCGUCACUGGAAUGUAACAUCGUAAUGCUGUUUCUGAUAAAGUUUGAAUCUUUCAUCCUCAUUCAUGAACAGAUUCUCCAUCAUUCCUUGUUCUUUACGGUUAUCUUCAAUCGUUUCUUAUGCUGAGCUCAUCGAAUUCAACGGUCGAGAUCGACUCUUGUCCCAGGCAAGAAAGCUUCAUGCUCAUCUGGUAACAUCCGGGAUUGCUCGCUUAACGAGAAUUGCAGCUAAGCUUGUGGCGUUUUACGUGGAAUGUGGGGAAGUUACAGAUGCUAAGAAGGUGUUCGAUGAAAUGCCCAAGAGAGACAUUAGUGGAUGGGUUGUCAUGAUUGGGGCUUGUGCUCGAAACGGGUAUUACCAGGAGUCUUUAAAUAUCUUCAGAGAAAUGAAUGGAGAAGGUUUAAAGCUUGAUGCUUACAUCGUUCCUAGUGUUCUUAAAGCAAGUCGCAAUCUGCUUGACCAAGAGUUCGGAAAGAUGAUGCAUUGUGUGGUGCUCAAGUGUUCGUUUGAGUCUGAUGGUUUUAUAGUUAGCUCUCUUAUUGAUAUGUAUUCGAAGUUUGGGGAGGUAGAGAAUGCGAGGAAGGUGUUUAGUGAAUCGUCUGGACAAGAUCUGGUUGUGUUCAAUGCUAUGAUCUCUGGUUAUGCUAACAAUAGCCAAGCAGAUGAAGCUUUGAACUUGGUGGGAGAUAUGAAACUUGCGGGGAUACAACCUGAUGUUAUCACUUGGAAUGCUCUGAUUGCAGGAUUCUCGCAUAUCGGAGAUGAAGAAAAAGUAUCUGAGAUGCUUGAGAUGAUGUGUUUGGAUGGUCACAAGCCUGACGUUGUGUCAUGGACCUCUAUUAUAUCAGGCCUUGUACAUAACUUUCAGAACGCUAAGGCUUUAGAUGCUUUUAAACAGAUGUUAGCUCACGGGUUGUAUCCAAACUCGGCUACCAUCACUACCCUUUUGCCUGCUUGUACCACGCUCGCGAAUGUGAAGCACGGGAAGGAGAUUCAUGGAUACUCGGUAGUCAGCGGACUUGAAGACCACGGUUUCGUUAGAAGUGCUUUGCUCGAUAUGUACGGGAAAUGCGGUUUCAUUUCAGAAGCAAUGAUCUUGUUUCACAAAACUACUAAGAAGACAACGGUUACUUUCAACUCGAUGAUCUUCUGCUACGCAAAUCACGGGCUCUCGGAAAAAGCAGUUGAACUGUUUGAACAGAUGGAAGCCACGGGAGAGAGACUCGACCACUUAACGUUCACGGCCAUCCUCACAGCCUGCAGCCACGGCGGGUUAACUGAUCUUGGACAGAAGUUGUUCCUUUUGAUGCAGAACAAAUACAGAAUCGAGCCUAGGUUGGAGCAUUACGCUUGUAUGGUGGAUCUUUUGGGGCGAGCAGGGAAGGUUGUUGAGGCCUAUGAGAUGAUCAGGGCUAUGCUAAUGGAGCCGGACUUGUUUGUAUGGGGUGCUUUGUUGGGUGCGUGUAGGAAUCAUGGGAACAUAGAGCUUGCAAGGAUUGCAGCAGAGCGCUUAGCAGAACUUGAACCAGAGAACUCAGGGAAUAGAUUGCUUCUGUCCAGUUUGUAUGCCAAUGCUGGUAGUUGGGGAAGUGUUGUUAGGAUGAAGAAGAUGAUAAAGAAGAAGAAGUUGAGUAGGGUUCCAGGCAGCAGCUGGGUAAAUACUGUUUGAUCCUAUUGUUUCUUCUGGGUAGAUAUGAAGUUCUAUGCUAAAAAUAAAUCAGCGGUCGAAGUUGAUAUAUGUAAAUGUACUAAGGGGCGUAUUAACUAGGAAUUUGAAAUGAUUUGCAUUAAAAUGACAAAUCCACUGUUAAAAUUCGGUGUUAUCGAACUUGUCAUUUCAUAAAAUACUCUGAAAUCCACUUUAUUGAACAAAUCUCAUUGUUUUAGGAAGAUACACAACCAUUUAUUAAACUUAAACCUGAUUAACUAAAGCAAGACCUGACCAGACUCAUUAAACCCGAUCUGUGUAUGAAAUAACAUUUUAGGGUUCAUAAGAAAAAAAAAUUGAGAGAGAGAGACUUGAUUUUGAUGUUUUUACCAUAUAAUUAUUUACUUCGUAUAUAUGGUAUGGAUUAACAUAAAACUGGUGUAAUUAUUAACAUAUUUUUAUAGUUGGGAUGUUUUUCACCAUGUUACAGUAACUUGGUGUAACUGCCAGAUUAAAAUUUUUUCCAAAAGAAACAAAUUUGUUGCAAGAAAUGAAACUGCUCCCGUAAUUAAAAUGAAUGUACGUCAAGACUGGCAUAUUUCCAAUGAUUAGACAACCUCCAACGGUGGCUCUAAUUAGAGGUUCUAAAAAAAACCAAAAAAAAUAAAUAAAAAAUGAGAUAAAUGAGCAAAACCGGUUUUUAGUGGGGGUUAUUGGUUAGUGUAUUUUGAUGGAUUUGAAAAUCCAAACUAUAUCUAGUGUUAUUGGUUCUGUGAUUUUAAAAUAUAUAUUAAAAUCAUGUGUUAUUCGUUUAAUGAUUCAUAAAUUCUAAUUCAAAUCAAGUGUUAUUCAAUCAUACGAAUUUACUAAUAGAUUUGAUUUCAUAAUGUAUUUGAAUGGAUUUGCAUGGAUUUCUUUGUUAAAAAUACAAAGACUCAAAUCCGAGGAAAAACUUCGAGAUUUAUAAAUACUAAUCUGAGAGAAUUUGAAAAUUUGUAUAUUUUACUUGGAUUUAUAAAUACUGGAUUUAUAAAUACUGUAUGAAUUUCUAAAUCAAUCAAAAUAUAUAAACCAAUAACUAACUCCUUGAUGUAACACUUUUAGAAUCAGUAAAAACCUCAUAUGGCCUCUUUGUUAUUGGCUAAAACAAAAAAGGAGAAAAUCUGACCUUCUCUUCCUUCCUCUCCGUCAAUGUCUUUUUUUUUUUUGUCUGAGAAAUUUCUUUGUCGAUGUUCAGAUGUUUUGAGAAAUCUCUCCAAAUCAUCACCCAAGAUCAAACACGAGAUCAACCGUUUGUUGGAUAAGAUGCUGCGCUUGGAGAAACAAAGGCCUGAAUCGUCAUCAUCGGAGGAGGCGCAAGCUGUGACUCCGUAGGUCGUCUCCGGUAAUGUCUUCGUCGCUUUAGUAGCCGCCAGUGCCGGUGAUGCUUAUUAUCUUUCAUCCUCCAAGAAGAAACGCAGAGGUUUUGUAGGGUGUUUGGAUCCAGAGAAUGGGAGGUUAUCAAAGUGGUUUCACCAAAAGCAACAGACCAACCCAAACACCAUGAGGAACCCAAAGAGGAAAGACAAAGAGCGAGUGGAGAGAGCCCGUGUUCAUUCAGUUGUGUCCAUCACAGCCCUGGCAGCUGGGUUAUCGUCUGUGACAUCCAGUGAAAGCUGCAGUAAAUAUGAUGACGCUGGCUCUAGCCUCAGCCACCGAGCUACUGGCUUCACAUUGCAUUGAGAUGGCUGAUCGUGAAUGUGUUGCUGCCACGGUUAGGUCUUCAAUUGAUAUACACAAACCUCUUUUGUUUUCUCUUCAUACCAAAUUUCAAUCUUGUGCAAGCUGUGAACAUACUCAUUGGAAAUUAAAAGCUCAAAGAGGAAAAGAGAGAACAAGACCACACCAGCCACAGUUUCAGUAAUCCCAAAGCUGUUCACUUCCACCUUUAGGCUACCCAAGUUAAAGUCUCCACCUUCUGGAGCCAUAUAAGAUUUGAUUUUGUUAUUGGCUGAUUGUGUUAUAUUUAGGGGAUUUAGAAAUCUGCAAGUUAUCUAUCUCUGUAUUUAGGAUCAUCCCUGUGAUGUAUAUUAGCUUAUAUAGUUCUUGACCUUAUUUAGAUAGGAACCUUACCAUUGCAUUGCAUCGCAUCUAGCAGCUGUUACCUUUUUUAUGUAUUAUUUGUGAGGUUUCAAGCAUUGUAAUGUAACAAAGAUUUCAAGUGGAUUCAAUUGAAGAGUUGUGAUUUUGUUAGUCUAA